CAGGAAGACCAGAUCCGGUUCCAGCUGGAGGCCUUCAUGUUCCAGGCAGGAUGCAGAUCUACAUAACGUGUAUUGUGAAGGCCACUCUUGCUUCUGCACCCAGUGAUGCUCUCCGCAAAUCCUGUUCCUUUUCCAACGGGUGGCUUGCUGCUGAUGGGAACCACCAGGCUUGUGGUUGCUGUGACUCAACUUGUGGAAAUGCUGCUCCUUUUGGGGGCAUUCAGUGGGAAGGCAAGGCCUCACUCGGUCCUGUAAUGGUUCAAGAGCGACAGAAGUCUGUAGCUGGUUUUCAGUAAAUGGGAAAACUUGUAGCUGGUUUUCAGUAAAUGGGAAAACUUGUAGCUGGUUUUCAGUAAAUGGGAAAACUUGUAGCUGGUUUUCAGUAAAUGGGAAAACUUGUAGCUGGUUUUCAGUAAAUGGGAAAACUUGUAGCUGGUUUUCAAUAAAUGGAGAAAUGUA
Messenger RNA from Sinocyclocheilus rhinocerous, 459 nucleotides. Its product is annotated as POM121 and ZP3 fusion protein-like. NCBI's taxonomy places the organism in Eukaryota, Metazoa, Chordata, Actinopteri, Cypriniformes, Cyprinidae. Gene Ontology annotation, biological process: egg coat formation; positive regulation of acrosome reaction; binding of sperm to zona pellucida. The transcript is spliced from 4 exons. The record is from RefSeq and is a predicted model, not a curated record. Gene Ontology annotation, molecular function: acrosin binding. Gene Ontology annotation, cellular component: extracellular matrix. Bases 51 to 296 code for a protein of 81 amino acids.